Austrofundulus limnaeus is the source of this 3957-nucleotide messenger RNA. Its product is annotated as potassium voltage-gated channel subfamily H member 5. Gene Ontology annotation, biological process: regulation of membrane potential; potassium ion transmembrane transport. Gene Ontology annotation, molecular function: voltage-gated potassium channel activity. Lineage: Eukaryota; Metazoa; Chordata; Actinopteri; Cyprinodontiformes; Rivulidae. The record is from RefSeq and is a predicted model, not a curated record. Gene Ontology annotation, cellular component: plasma membrane; voltage-gated potassium channel complex.
CGCCGCCGCGGCUCAGUGCGCACCGGGUAGCGCGAGCGCGCGGCUACGAUGCGUUUCUCCGGCGGUCCGACUGAGAAGAGGCAGCAUCAGAACCGAACCCGGAACGGCAGAAGCUCCGGUACCGCAGCAGGAUGCCCGGCGGGAAGAGGGGGCUGGUGGCGCCGCAGAACACCUUCCUGGAGAACAUCGUCCGGCGCUCGAGCGGAUGGACCAAGUUUGCACGCCUCACACGAGCGCUCACCAACAACCGCAACACCAUGCAGCAGCUGGCGCCCAUGGGCAAACAUGAAGUCAGCCAUAAACAGUCCAGACUUGCUGAGGUUCUGCAGCUCAACUCGGACAUCCUGCCACAGUACAAACAGGAAGCACCUAAAACCCCGCCUCACAUCAUCCUGCACUACUGCACCUUCAAGACCACCUGGGACUGGGUCAUCCUCAUCCUGACCUUCUACACGGCCAUCAUGGUUCCCUACAACGUGUCCUUCAAGACCAAGCAGAACAACAUCGUGUGGCUGGUGCUGGACAGCGUGGUGGACGUCAUCUUCCUGGUGGACAUCGUCCUCAAUUUCCACACCACCUUCGUGGGGCCUGGUGGAGAGGUGAUCUCUGACCCCAAACUGAUCCGCAUGAACUACCUGAAGACCUGGUUCGUCAUUGACCUGCUGUCCUGCCUGCCUUAUGACAUCAUCAACGCCUUCGAGAACGUGGACGAGGGCAUAAGCAGCUUGUUCAGCUCUCUGAAGGUGGUCCGUCUGCUCCGUUUGGGCCGGGUCGCCAGGAAACUGGACCACUACCUGGAGUACGGUGCAGCGGUUCUGGUCCUGUUGGUGUGUGUGUUUGGACUGGUGGCCCACUGGRUGGCCUGUAUCUGGUACAGCAUUGGAGACUAUGAGGUCAUCGAUGAAGCCACCAACAGUGUUAAAAUGGACAGCUGGCUGUACCAGCUGGCCCUCAGCAUGGGCUCACCUUACAGGUACAACAGCAGCGGCUCGGGCCAGUGGGAGGGCGGGCCAGGGAAGGACUCUCUGUACAUCACUUCUCUGUACUUCACCAUGACCAGCCUGACCACCAUCGGCUUCGGGAACAUCGCCCCCACCACAGACGGAGAGAAGAUCUUCUCUGUGGCCAUGAUGAUGGUGGGAUCUCUUCUUUAUGCCACCAUCUUUGGAAACGUCACGACCAUCUUCCAGCAGAUGUAUGCCAACACCAACCGCUACCACGAGAUGCUCAACAACGUCCGGGACUUCCUGAAGCUGUACCAGGUUCCUAAGGGACUGAGCGAGCGAGUCAUGGACUACAUCGUCUCCACCUGGUCCAUGUCCAAAGGCAUUGACACAGAGAAGGUCUUGUCCAUAUGUCCCAAAGACAUGCGAGCAGACAUCUGUGUCCAUCUCAACAGGAAGGUGUUUAAUGAACAUCCAGCCUUCAGGUUGGCCAGUGAUGGCUGCCUGCGCUCCCUGGCGGUGGAGUUCCAGACCACCCACUGUGCUCCAGGAGACCUGAUCUACCACUCCGGGGAGAGCGUCGACACCCUCUGCUUCGUGGUGUCGGGGUCUCUGGAGGUCAUUCAGGACGAUGAAGUCAUCGCCAUCCUGGGUAAAGGUGACGUGUUCGGAGACGUGUUCUGGAAAGAAAGCACGUUAGCUCACGCCUGCGCCAACGUGCGAGCGCUGACUUACUGCGACCUGCACGUCAUCAGUAGGGAUGCCUUGCUCAAAGUCUUGGAGUUUUACUCGGCCUUCGCCAACUCCUUCUCCCGCAACCUGGUCCUCACCUGCAACCUGCGCAAACGGAUUAUUUUCCGUAAAAUCAGCGAUCAGAAGAAGGAGGAAGAGGAGCGAGAGCGAGCGAAGAACGAGGUGCAGAUCACCAUCCCUCAGGACCACCCGGUCCGGAAACUCUUCCAGAAGUUCAAGCAGCAGAAGGAGCUGCGCAGCCAGGGUGCUGCAGCUGCUUCUCAGCCGGAMCUGGAGAAGAACCAGCAGAACCAGCAGCACCCCCAGACUCUGCAGCUGGGUCCCUCUGGCCCCCACAAACCCCAUGGGUCCCUUCAGAACGGGGCCGUGCCCAGCAGCAGUGUUCUGACCGUGUCACAGAUCACUCCCCUGCAGGGUUCUCCGGUCUACAGCCAAGCCUCUGAGAGUCCUGCCCCGCAGAGCAGCUGUGACCUGAUGGAGCUGCAGCCCAGUCCAGAUCCCAUCAGAACCAAGCCCAGCACCAGUCCUGGCAUGGAGACACCUGCGGUCAGGCCCAGCGGAUGGAUGCGCCUGAAAAGCAACAUGGUUCCAGUGGAGAGGAGGAGGGAGGGGCUCACCGCCAGCGUGAAGGCCGUCUCUGUGGAGAUGCUGUCUCAGGAGGUCAAAGGUCACGCUGCAGGGGGGCUGAGCAGUGUCGGAGAGGCGGGAGGCAACAACCCGCUCCGGAAAACCGACUCGUGCGACAGCGGCAUCACUAAAAGUGAGUUACGGAUCGACCGGGCCGGUGAGGCGCGGACACCUGCUGCCGUCACCCCCCUCCCUGGAGGGGCGGAGUCUCCUCAGCCCUUCUGCUCCAUGUCGGAGCAGGCCCUACAGGCGGCGCUGCUUGAGACCCGGCUGGAGCUCCAGGRAGACAUCCAGACUCUGGGGGGUCGUAUAGGGGUCCUGGAGAGUCAAGUAGCUGAAAUCCUUAAACUGCUGUCAGACCCAAGACCUCCUCCUACGAAGGCUCCGCCCACCUCCACCACACCCAAAAYCAAAAUACAGCGCCAGGACAUUUUCACCGUAUCCAGACCCGUUUCCCCCGACACAGACAAAGGUGAUGGGCUUUGAAGGGACCAGAACAACGGGUGUACAGACCCAGCUGCAGGUUCCUGUCAGAUUGUAUCAGAACCACCACUGGCUUUAAAACACAGACUAACAUUUGCACACUAAUUUACCUCCAGUCCACCUGGAGCUCCACCCUCCUGUGGUUCUGGCCCGGUUUGAUUGUACAUACCUCUCUAUGCAUGUCCAGCUGGACUCUGGUCUGCCAAAGAAACCGAUGAGUCAAGUGUUUCCUGUAAAUGAUGCAGUCGACUGCAUGCUAACUGAAUAUAAACUUUUAUUGAUSUCAAGUCAACGUUUGAACAGUUCUCCUGAAGAAUUGAUCCUGUGGACGUCCAGGCUUCGCCUUCUGGGCUCUGCAGACACUGAACACCAGAACAGGGUUUACCAGCACACAGACGGAGAUGCACAGUUUGGUUGUUUGACCUUUGACCUCUAUACUGGGUUCCUACACAGGCUUAAAGUCUGAAAAUGUUCUUUGUUCCAGUAAGUAUAAAAUAAAGAUAAUGUAGGAUGGAAAGGAUUUUAUUAGUAGACUUUGUCCCCCCUGAGACCCAUGUCCUCACGUAGACACGWCUUUUCUGCGUCAGAUUUAUUGUUUUAUUGAAAUUAGAGCUCAAAGUGAGGAAAACGUGCCGUUGUUCUAACCUGUUCCUGAAACAUUUUCUCUUCUAUGUUUUGUUCUAAAGAACAGCAGAGGGUUUCCUGUUGCUUCCAGUAACAGUCCCUCCUCCCUGAGAACAGACUGGAUCUGUUCUGGUCCUCAGAACCACAGAUCCGUUUCACUUGUCCAGCUCGGCCUUUGAUUGGCUCCAUGUGUUUAACUUUCAUCCAAUCACCAUUCCUGCUGAGUCACCUGGUUCCCUACAUUUGAUCCAGUCAGAAGCAGAGCAGAACCAGUCAUGACUUCCUGUUUCCAGCUGGUGUCUUCUGGGUAAUGUUGUUUAUAAGAAUCAGCUGUAGCUCACACAUGACGACACCAACAACAAAACAUUUCCUGUGUAGUUACAACAAACGGUUGUGUUGUUGUGUAAACUUUACACAUUUGAGAUUCCACAAAAUCAGUUUGACCAAUUAGAAAAUCAGACUUUUCAAACAGARCCUGUGCAGGAACCCAGUGUGUAAAGACAGAAUUAAGUGUUUUUGUUGUUUU